This is a messenger RNA of Solenopsis invicta (red fire ant), 6695 nucleotides long. Its product is annotated as WD repeat-containing protein 20. The transcript has 5 exons. The coding region runs from base 421 to 2394 and encodes 657 amino acids. NCBI's taxonomy places the organism in Eukaryota, Metazoa, Arthropoda, Insecta, Hymenoptera, Formicidae. The record is from RefSeq and is a predicted model, not a curated record. Gene Ontology annotation, molecular function: protein binding.
UAGUCGGGAAGCUAAGCUAAGCUCAGCCAGGCGGCCGGCGAGAGACGUUACGGGUUUUUCGCGGUGCUCCGCACGGUUUCCCGGCGUGGCUCUGCCAAUCGUGGCCGACGACGACGGCAGCCGGCCCCGCCGGCGGAGCUCGCUUCGCGCGCGUCAAGUUGCCUGCGGACGGGCGCACGGGCGAGGGGAGCCACGCGCGAGCGACGGCGAGGGAGUCGGGGACGGCGGCGAUCGACGGACGACGGCGACGCACGCACUACGCGCGGACGGACGUUUCGUCGAUCGGUCGUGGGACGGUCGGUGGUCGAAACGGUGGCGGAGUAACGACGUGCCAGAAACGAGGGCGGCCUACGAGCGAUAUUUUCCUGCGUGUCUGAUGAGCUCCUCCGCCGCGCCGCUGCUGCUGCUGCUGGUGGUAAGAUGGCUGUGCAGCUGGACGGAGGAGGGAAGGAGGACCUGAAAACACAAUUCGUCACGCGGGAGGGCACCUACAAGCUGAUGACCCUGUCGGAGUACUCGCGACCGAAUCGAGUCGGCUACACCAACAGCCAGGGCAGCGCGUCUGUAAGGGUGUCCUUCGUCACGCUGCCGGACCCAGCGGACCCCACGGGCGCGCAGGGCCUCGGCGACCGAAUGUGCUUCAAUUUUGGCAAAGAGCUCUACGUCUACGUCUACCGAGGCGUCAAAAAGGCUGUAGACUUAAAUAAGCCAGUGGAUAAAAAGUUAUAUAAGGGAACUAAUCCAACCUGCCACAAUUUCAAUCAAACAACAGCGACAGCUGAUAGUGCUCCAUUACUGGUGGGAUUCUCCACUGGGCAGAUACAGCUGAUCGAUCCGAUAAAGAAGGACAGUUCUCAACUCAGCAAACUGUACAAUGAAGACAGGCUGAUAGACAAGAGCAAGGUGACAUGUAUAAAGUGGGUUCCUGGCUCGAACAAUCUGUUUCUGGUCUCUCAUAGCUCCGGUCAGCUGUACCUGUAUAACGAAGAGCUGCUCUGUGGCACCACCGCACCGCACUAUCAGUCAUUUAAAGCGGGUGAUGGAUACGCCAUAUAUACCUGCAAAACCAAAUCCACGAGGAACCCGCUCUAUCGGUGGGUGAUAGGCGCAGAAGGGUGUUGCAUAAAUGAAUUCGCUUUUAGCCCAUGUGGCACGAACUUGGCCGUGGUGUCACAGGAUGGAUUUCUGCGUGUUUUUCAAUACAACACUAUGGAGCUGGUCGGCUCAGCAAGGAGCUACUUUGGCGGUUUUCUGUGCGUGUGCUGGUCGCCGGACGGACGUUACGUAGUUGUAGGCGGCGAGGACGAUCUGGUGACUAUCUGGAGCUUCCACGAGAAGCGGGUUGUGGCGCGAGGGCAAGGCCAUCACAGCUGGGUGAGCGUGGUUGCUUUUGAUCCGUACACAACGUCGUACGGUGAUCACGAUCCCGACUUUAGUGGUUCGGACGACGAGACAACGAUGCCGCACAACAAUCACAAUCACUUCCAUGAGAAGUCGCACCGUCUGUCCACGACUUCGCAGAGCGGCGGCAUCCAUUCGAAUCGUAAUUCCUGCGGCUCUGAAUUGAGAAUGUCGGGCGGCACAUGCUACAGGUUAGGCAGUGUAUCGCAGGACACCCAACUGUGCCUAUGGGACAUCACAGAGGAUGUGUUGAGGCAACCAGUGUGCGCCAAGCAGAGACCUUCCGCGGCGUGCAGCACCAGUGGCGGUACCUUGUCGUCCUCGGGCACGUUCAAUAGUGGCAACGGAGCAGCUACAACGGUAAAUCACCAUUCGAACUCGAAUGCUAAACAUAAUAACUCGAAUAAUAUAAACUUCAAGGAGAACGCGAGUGGUAAUAACGAGACUAGUAACAAUAGCACUAGCACGAACGCCGCGGUGGCGACCGUGAAUUCGCUGACGCAGAGGCUAGCGGGUCUUGGCUUCGGCGAGCGUAAGGGUGAUAAUCAUAAGAGAAACUUUAGCCUCACUAUGCGAGGUAGCGGCACCGGUGCAACGGCAACAGCCAAUAACAGCACGACGACGAUCGUGCAGAACAAUGGUGGCGACAAGGCGAGCACCGGCAACUCGACGAGUACGACGAGUAGUAGUCUGAACAACAGUGUCGGUGGGGGUUUAGUAGGUGGGACGGGAAGUAAAAAGGUUAGUUCCGUGAUGGACGAUCCCAUGAGGUUGAUAGGGACCGCCUGGUGUCCCAGGUUCGACGAGUGCCCGGUCCUCGAGCCGCUGGUGUGCAAGAAGCUGGCGCACGAGAGACUGACUGAAUUAGUGUUUAGGGAAGAUUGCUUCGUGACGGCGUGUCAGGACGGAUACGUGUACACGUGGGCGAGGCCCGGCCACAUGAUUAAUGUUCUGUACCACGCUUUGGCUGAUGCAAGAGAAUAUCGUGGAUGAGACUUCCCUGAGUUAUCGCAUGUCAGGGAUCAGCCAGGUCGGCGGCGCCGCUCUCCACGUAGUCAGUCCGGUGGAAGGCGGCGGUACCAUAGUAUAGCCAGAGCCGGACACCGACGCCGGUCCACCACGAGGUCAUCAGGAACCGCAGGGAUCGUCGCGGGCGUCCGAGGCGCAACUCCAGCAGGCGUACGCACGCCGACGUCACCUAUACUACGUCUGGCCGAGCGAGAGUUACUCCGGUACGGUUUGAGCGAGCGGUUCCAGCUCGAAUUCGUCAUUCGUCGAAGAAGCGGACGAAUUGAAAUGGGAAUCCGUGGGAAAUCUAUCUCCACGAGAUCGGAUGCUUAAUCUCGAAUAUCGGACCUUGAAACUUACCCGUUUCGUCUUCUAGGUCUUUCGAUAUCAACGUCUUGAUAUCGCCAAUGUCCUUAACACUAGAAUUACCGACGAUUAACAUUUAUCUAUUUUUAUUAUCUAAAUGUACUACGGGUAUCAUUAAAAAAGAGAUGAAGAGAGAAAGCAAGUUGAUCAAUUUAAUUAUAUUUAUAUAUUAUAAUAAAAUCACGGAAGAUCUAAGAAAAUGCACCGCUAUAAAUUUGAUAAAAAAUUACAAUCCAGUCAAUUAUUUUGACUACUUUGAAAGUUCUAGUGUUAAUGACGUUUUUAAAUGCGAAAGAGGAACUUGAUUAGAAUACUUUAAUUUCGAACAAGAAUCAACAAAUAUAAAAAGAUAGAAAAAGCGGAAAGAGGAACGACGGGAUUUAGGGAUACCGAAGCUAAAAUCCAAUCUCGAAGAUUAAGCAGUCAAGCUCGUAAGAUGGAUUCCUUCGGGAAUACUCCUUUUAAUUCGUCUUGUGUUUUGCGGGGUACAGCUCGCGCGCGGCUUAACGCUUAAAGACAUACAUGCACACACGUAUACAGCGCUUUCGUUUCGGUAUAAGCCGCUCUUCCGGUGCAUAUCAUUUCCUCUUCCUCUAUCUUUCCUUUCCUCGACAGCGUCGCGGCGGCGACGAUGUUACGCGACCCCGCGGCUUCCCUUUCCCCAAGGAGACCCGUGAAUCGGAAGCAAUCUGUGUAUACAUGUACAUAUGUACACGUGUGUAUGCCCGAUGAUCGUGACAGAUGCGUUGUAUCAUUCCAAAUAAAAUUAUGCGGUAAUAUAUGCGUGUCUCGACUGGUGGGACACGCGGGCUCCGGCGACAGAACGCGUUAUUUAUUAUUUGAAGCGUUGAAAUUUAUAUAGACCUAAGCCACGAAGAAUUCUAGGACAGAAAAAAAUAGUCCCUAACAUAAUAUUCUAAUAGGCCAUAUAAGUAACUCACUAAUUUUUGCUCAUCAUUGCGAUGCCAUAGAUCGAAUUGCCCGAAUAACAUGUACGUUUACGAGACACAUUCGUUAGAAACGACGUUCUGACGUUUUACACUUCGUUCCAUCGCUCGGAUAGCCGCUAAAGUAGCCGGAGGAUACAUUUCCACCGAUGGAAGUUGCUUCGUUAGCUUUUUUGUUAAAAAUUGUGACUUGGGUCUCUAUUAUUCUCAGUGCUUCAUUUCGGUCGAUUUAUACUUCGAAAGAGAUAUUCCGCAAGGCGAUACUAGUUUUUAAUUUACAUAUAAAUACAUAGGAUUUAUAUUGCAUUGAUCACGAAAUAUGACGUUUAAUUUACGUUAUUGUAGACCAGCCCGGCGGCUUAUUUCGUCGAUUAGCUUUGAUCACGAGAGCAUUCCUACGCGAUUCAAAGAUUAAAUAUCUGUUGUUAUAUUUUCGGACUUUUACACGAAGCUUUUUAAUUUAUAUCUCUACGCAGUAAUUCAACGCAGCACCGAAUUUAUUUCAAUUUCAUUCAUCAGAUAAAAGAUUCGACGCAAGAAGGGGCUGUAGAGUCAUCGGAAACUUAUGUUUCGUUGAAAAAGACUCUAUAAAAGUCGGUAAUGCUCUUUAAAAGCCUGUAAGGCCUGUAAUUCGAUACCACGCGUCUAUGAAGUACAAAGAGAAAUUCACACAAAGAAUAUUUUUUCUAUAUUCCCUCUUUCCAAAUAAAAAUGAGACACUGUUAGUUUCCCUAAAACGUUUCCGUCUAUAGCAUCUGCAGCUUCUUUUACGUCAAGCUUGAAUUCUUUAAUGUUCAGCGACACUACGUUCUCGUUCACAUAACAUACAGCGUACGCAACGGAAAUUCUUUAUCGGAACACUGUUAUAUCACACUGAUAAGAGGACUGAUUCGAUAAAAUUUUACGUUUCUCAAUAUUUUCGCACGGUGGAUUACCUCGCCCCACGAGGCACGACACUGUAUUAUAAUUUUAUCAAGUGCAAGCUCGUUAAAGGUAUGCUGUGAUAUGUGUGCUACUACAUGACGACACUUGACGAAUGAUCCAAGCUGAGCUCAAGAUCACUUCCAAAGAUCACUCCGCCGUGCACCGUAACGAACGAUCGGACUUACGGACGACACACGUAACCGCUGAUUAGUUACUUCUUACUUACUAUAUGCAACAAACGAAGCCGGCCUGCGACACACCAGACCUACUAUUCAUCUAAUGAUUCUGCGAGAAAAGGGAUGGAUGAACUUGAACGAAUCGACGCAGAGAUCCGUGACGAUCUAAUCGCGUAUUCUUUCGAUAUCUUUCAUUAUCUGUUUCUAUUUAUGUACAAUGACUACUGGCCGAGCGAUGUAAUUGAAUUACGAACGCAGAAACAAAAUGCUUAUGUAACUUAAUACCGAGCUAUAUACAAAAAAUAAAUUUUUUUUUUUUUUUUCAUCUCAUGUUUUGUCCAACUGGAGGAUUAAAAGGGAGAAGUACGGAAUCGGACUGGAUAGUUCGCCUUCUUAUCAAAACGAUAAAAAAUUCACAGCUUUGUAAGGAACCUACUUACCGAUUUCUUCAAGUUCAUCCUUCUUCGCGGAGAAGACCGCGAUCUACAAAGUUCCUAUUUCGUAAGCUAAACGGCGAGAUUCCGCGAUCGACGGAUGGAUUCCCCGGUGGGGAACGCGUCCUCGGUAUCCGCACAGAACGGACGAAAAGCUCGCCGAUCAACGAGGCUGAAUGAGGUUUUCGGGUUUCUGCAUGGUGGACGCGUGCGUGAAGAAGUGGGGAUUUUAACAAUGUGUGUUCAAAGCGGCUGGAGGGCUCGCGAUUUCGUAUCUUCCGGGCACGGGUAUGGCCGAGUUCGCAUUCGGGAGUCCGCGGCGCUCCUGAUAGAUGAGAUAAUAUGUCUGUAUUUAAUUGAUAUUUCGCGAUGCGAUCGACGGAACCGUCUCGACGACAACCGGGUUCUCCUUGGAACCCGCGCAACGAGUUCUCGCUAUCGUGUAAAGAGCAGGAAACCUUCUCCUCGUCCGAGGCGCUUCGUGACGAAAAUAACGCGAAUAAUCGCGACACUGUAAAUCACGUUAAUGAGUCGCGCUGUUCUGUAAUAAGUCACAGGUGACACUCGCGAAUGAUUUAAUAAAUGACUUCACCUCCCAAAGUGCCGCUAACAGGAGACACGUGGUUCAUUACUGGAAGCGCAUGCAAAACAAUUUAUUUCCAAGGACUAUGAUGCACGUAUUAUUAUUUCUUUAUAUUCUGAAGAAAACGACGUGAUAUUAAAAUAUCUCGUGGCGCAAGAAUCUUUUGUUUUGCGCAAUGGAAGCGGUAUUCUCUCGCUAGAAGAAAUGAUGCUCGCAGAGGCAAAGGGAAUUCUGGAUAGAGCAGAUGUACUCCAAAUUAUAUAUCUCUUGUCAGGGGCUUUUUGGGGUGGCGGAAGAAUGCCUGUUUGAUUUACUUUGGGCACGGAUCAACCAGCAUCAUUUCGCAGCUUGGAAAUAGGAGGACAGAUGUUCCAUAUUUUAUCACACGACACCUUCUUCCGCUUUCACACCUGCGAGGUGAUUUUCUCGGUUGUUCCCGCUAAUCUCUCGAGGUUUAUCGAAUUAUGUACAAACGUAAACGACAUUUACCUUGCACAGCCGGUCGACGCAAUUGCGCGUUAUUGUCCGCAAUUUCGCGGGGAGGGACGACGACGGAGGGAUGUAAAAAAGAGAAAAGUCGCGAUCGCGAUCGCGCGUGAAGAACGGUGCUUAAUUCGGAUGCACGCGUGUUAUGAUAGCAGCGACAUGGUCCAGCUUGAUCGUAACAUCCUCGGCACACCGACGAGUAACCAAGUCUAGCAUCUCUCCGGCAGUUUUUUAUGGAAAACCUUUCCACGCAAAGAGCUUUAUGGCAUCGCGUCAGAUCUGUACUGUAACUUCUCGGCGCAUUUCUCUUUGUUUAUAAGCGUGUACAUUCUUUGUAAUUGUAAAUGAAGAAAGACAUUUCAUUGUUAAA